Molecule: messenger RNA, 2184 nt
Organism: Heteronotia binoei (common prickly gecko)
Lineage: Eukaryota; Metazoa; Chordata; Lepidosauria; Squamata; Gekkonidae
Gene: DOLPP1
Product: dolichyldiphosphatase 1
Exons: 8
Coding region: 200-916 (238 amino acids)
Biological process (GO): lipid biosynthetic process; protein N-linked glycosylation
Cellular component (GO): endoplasmic reticulum membrane; intracellular membrane-bounded organelle
Molecular function (GO): dolichyldiphosphatase activity
Source: RefSeq, a predicted model, not a curated record
UCGGACUUGUGGAAGUGUUUCUAAUUGGCUCUUCGACUUUGAAGGGGCUGGGUCUUGGCCUACUUGCUGAUUGGUCUGCGCCUCACCUGCCGAGCUUCCUGACUGGCUCAGUCGAUCCCGUCGCCCACGCCCAUUGGCCGCCCCGCCCCGUGUGUGUAAUCCGAUUGGCUGCGGCGGCCCGGCCCGGUAUCCGGGUAAGAUGGCCGCAGUCGAAGAGUGCUCGCCCUCCGUUCCUUGGAAGUCGGUGUCUCUUACUCACGUCGAGUAUCCCGCAGGUGACCUCACCGGCCAUCUUCUUGCCUACGUGAGCCUUGGGCCCAUUUUCGUCAUUGUUGGCUUCGUCACACUCAUCAUUUUCAAGAGGGAGCUUCACACGAUCUCAUUCUUAGGGGGGCUGUUUGUCAACGAAGGCGUGAACUGGCUAAUAAAGAAUAUCAUUCGGGAGCCGCGGCCUUGUGCAGAAAUCCAUCCGUCAGUGCAUUCGAUGUACGCCAUGCCUUCCAGCCACUCCCAGUUCAUGUGGUUUUUCUCCAUGUAUUCUUUUCUCUUCCUCUAUUUAAGAAUGCACCAAACAAACAACGCCAGGUUCCUGGACUUGUUGUGGAGACAUGUGUUGUCCCUCUUCCUCCUCACAGUGGCCUUCCUAGUCUCAUACAGCAGAGUCUACCUGAUGUACCACACCUGGAGCCAGGUCGCGUACGGAGGCGUUGUGGGAAGCAUCAUGGCCGUAGUGUGGUUUGUCUUCACGCAGGAGAUCUUAACGCCGUUGUUCCCACGGUUAGCUGCAUGGCCAAUAUCAGAGUUCUUCUUAAUCCGAGAUACCAGUCUCAUCCCAAAUAGCCUAUGGUUCGAGUACACGGUCACCAGAGCAGAAGCAAGGAACCGACAGCGUAAGCUGGGCACGAAGCUCCAGUGAACUCGGGAGGCUGUGGAAGCGGACUGCACGACUCUCUCGACCAGAGUGGGGCCAGACUAGAGACCUGUACAGAGAAGCUGGAGGAGGCUUUUAGGAGACGGACCAAAAGGAACAAGCAGGGACCAGGUUCUGAAGAUCCAGAGGCCUUGACAACUAGCUGGCUGCUCCUCGCUGCAUGCUGGGGAACCGAACUGGAGCAGAAUCCAUUUAUACUGCAGUUGCACAGCGCUGGUUGGGAUCUGACCCUCCUUUGGGGCCCAAUCCACCAAGGGAUGUCUCUUGCACAAGCCCCGCUCUCCCCAAGUGAACGGGAGAGGGCCACAACCCUCUUUCUUGUGCGGCUCCCGUUCCUUUUGAAACAAGGGCUUCUGUAAGACCAAACUCUGGUAGGUUGUGCUUGUGAAUUUGGGAAGUCAAGGGGAAGGGGAAACGGGGGGGGGAGGUCCGUGGUGGAUACGCCUAGCGUCUUGUCGAUAGGAGGGAAUAAGCAUAUAUAGCUCUGUGACUUUUUAUUAAUUUCCCCGCCCUCUUUUUUGCAGCAUGAGAUAUACACACUAUUUAUUAUUAUUUUUUUAAGAAACGGAACUGUUGGUUGCAAAGGCAAGGAAGGGAGUAACAGUUUGAUCAUGCAUUUUGGAAGGCGACGCAUUUAAUCCGGGGCUCAGCAGCGGCAGACGUAGCUCCAAGAGGCCUUUUUGUUUAGUUUUUCACUUUUCCAUGACUGUUUGGGACAUCUGGGUCCACCCUCGCUGCACUUUGUAACUAAAGGACUAAAGGUUUGCUUUUAACACUAGUGACACUUCUGCACGCAAAACGACACAGGAUGGGGUGCAACCUAGGGGGGGAUGUGUGUGUGUGUGUGUGUGUCAACACAGUGGCAAAACCUGCACUACACUUAUCUUUUUUAAUUUUUUCCUCUUUCAGAUUUUUAUCUGUUUACUGGGAGACACCCCUCCCCCUUUUUUGGUGUAAACUGAGUGCCAAGAAUUUGGUCUACAGUCCCAAACAAGAUCCCUCCCUUUCCCCAAUAAUGUUUACUCACAUCUGAGUAUCAAAUUUACCAUCUCUUUACCCCCCACCCCACCCUCUCCCCCUGAGCUCUUACUGCAAAUUUUGUUACCGAUUGUUUUAAAAUGCAAAAAAAAAAUGAAAUAAAAACCUUGAAGAAAGCCACUGUUAAGGCAUACCGAUGUUCUUAAUAGUUUAGAAUUAGCCCUAAGCUACCCCCUCCCAACUUUUAAAUACUCAAUAAAAUGUUUUUAUGGUCA